GGCGCGUCGCAGAGUGAAAGAGCGUCCGAGCGGAUCUGACGAGUGUACUACAUGUGCGCAUAGUAAAGCGAGAGAAAACGAAAGCUCUUUAAUUAUUAAUUACUCUUUUCAUGUUAUUGCGCACAGAGGAUGCUGCCUGUACCAUAAGAGGAUUUUUACGGUUUUUAUGUGGCGCAUAAAGGCAGUUAGGACAUGAUUUUAUAAGAAGUUAUGCAGCGUUGUUCAAGAUAGAUCCGCGAGCUCUGUGAUGUAACAUUUUUAUUCUGUUUCAGCCUUUUGAUUUUUCUUCAUUUGAAGUUGAAAUGGCUUUAGUAGUGUACCUGAAGACUGUCACGGAGCUUCGUGGAAAGGGGGACCGCAUCGCUAAAGUCACUUUCAGAGGUCUCUCCUUCUUCUCUCGGGUGCUGGAAAACUGCGAGGAUGAAGCUCGGUUUGAGCAGGCAUUCCGUUGGCCAAUUGGGAGUCAAGUGGACGGCGACGAGAUGCUGGAGAUUCAAGUGUUUAAUUAUAGCAAAGUCUUCACUAACAGGUUAAUUGGCACUUUCCGCAUGGUUCUGCAGAAGGUGGUGGAGGAGGGUCACUUGGAGGUGUCUGACACUCUUAUUGAUGACAAUAACACAGCCAUACGGACAAGUAUUUCCAUAGAGAUCAAAUAUCAAACCAUGGAUGGGAGUGUGAAGGUAUGGAGCGAUGGUGAAUUCCUUGAUAUUCCAGAUGACUGUGAUGGAACUUUCCAGUUUGAGACAGAGAGUUUACUUUCUGGACGCAGCCAGAGCUCCGGGACAUCACCCGGACGAUCUAUCCACGGCAUUCCCACAUUUCGCAAGUAAGUGUUUCG
This is a messenger RNA of Puntigrus tetrazona (Sumatra barb), 838 nucleotides long. RefSeq names its product otoferlin-like. The record is from RefSeq and is a predicted model, not a curated record. Bases 303 to 830 code for a protein of 175 amino acids. Lineage: Eukaryota; Metazoa; Chordata; Actinopteri; Cypriniformes; Cyprinidae. The transcript has 5 exons.